Molecule: messenger RNA, 1119 nt
Organism: Acanthamoeba castellanii str. Neff
Lineage: Eukaryota; Discosea; Longamoebia; Acanthamoebidae
Exons: 12
Source: RefSeq, a predicted model, not a curated record
AGCGCCUUGUACUACGCGCUCGUUCUCGGAGCCCUGGCCUACACAGCGUCCACCAUCGUCUACCACAAGGGCUAUCUCGAGUACGAGCCGCACAUCGUGGGCGGGCUGUCUCUGCACCUGACGCGCCAGCACCACGCCAGCGAGGCCGGCCACCCUCCGGACCUGAUCGAUACGCGCCUCCUGACCUACUGCCGCCAAAGUUCCGACUCUGCGCACGACGCCAAGCCCUGUCUGAUUUGGGACGACGAUGACAUACUCGUCCAGCGAGGCACGCACGCAGCCCUGAUCACGACCCGCGUGCAGCGCUACCUCGAGAAGCGAGUGUGUGGGCCAACCGAAGUGUCGUGUGGAGCGAUCUGGGAGGAGGUGUCGCACGAUGACUACUUCAUCGCCGAUACCGAGAACUUUGAGCUGGGAGUGUACCACAGCAUGCAGGCGCCGCACUUCUUCGAGGAGUCCGGCCACUCGCACGCCUUCGCCGAAGGCAACCUGCACAUGAAGGGGAGACGCCAAGGCGGUGCUGAAGAAUUCCCCGAGGGCGAAUGCGAUCACUUCAAACUCACGGAGCUCCUCGCCGCGGCUGACGUCACCCUCAACGACCUCAGCGAUGCGCCCGGACAGGAGAGAAAGCCGCUCCGAGCGAGCGGGCUCAUCCUGCACGCCGACCUCGCGUACAACAACAUCCGUUGCGAUGGUAAGCUCAAGUGCGCGUUCGGACAGGGCGACAUCAGCUACCGCUACCGCAUCUACCGCGUCCCUGAAUCCAAUUCGGAAAUGGUAGAGGUGAAGAAGCUCAAUGACACCCAUCGAGUGCGAAGCGUGAAGCAGGGCAUCCAGGUGCUCAUCGUCAACCUGUGCUCGGGGCUGGGCAUGAUGGCCAUCGCCACCGUCGUAGUCGAUGCCAUCGCGAUCUACGUGCUGCCCAAGAAGACGACCUACUUCAGCCACAACGGCAAGGAGAAGACCUCCACGGGCGAGACGACGAAGCGGAAGAGCAAGAAGCCAUCAGAGGCGGCCGUCGACUCCAAGCCUGUAGGCGAGGAGCAGGAAGGAGAAGGUGAGGGGAAAGGCCAGCUGCGGCAGAGGAAGGCCAAGACCGCCCGCCACGCCGACGAGUGA